UAUAUAAAAAAAAAAUACCAUUCUAUGCCCCUCAUUUACCCCUCCAUUUUACUUUGGAAAAAAAAAAAGUUUACUGGUGCAUAUCAAUACGGUAAAUACUAUUAUCUAUAUCCAACGAAACUAACCACAUGGGAUAUGAAACAACUUACCUAAAAAGCUUAGAAGUAAAGUACAUGCAGGUACAUGCAUAGGUACCUUGCCGUCAUACCUAGGUACCGAAGAUAAGCUUUCAAAAAAGAGUAAACUCGAGAAAAGUUUACCGCUACCUUAGGUAGUUAAACUCGUCUUUCAACAAUUUAGACCUCGUCAAAGCCAGACUGCCAGACUUUAAAGUUACUACGACGUUGCCACUCAUCUCGGCUAUAUCAGAAACAUGUCUUCAUCUUUCCGUUCCACAUCUCCCAAAAACUCAGCUGCCCAUCAGGCACUUGAAUUCGACUCAGACUCGGAUGCCGCAGCACAUGCCAUAGAUAGUGACUCGGAAACGGAUGGUCCUGGACAUCACACCGAGUCACCCAAUCGGAAAGAGGGUACAGCGGGUGAUGCACCAGAUCAUCAAGGAAAUACAUCUCCGCCCUCGCUCGAAGAUGGCAUGUUACUGCGAGAUCGUCCUAGAAAGACCACAUUUCAUGACGCUGUAGCUGAGCGGCAGUCAAUUCAGACCGACGCCAAACUUAUCUAUCAACGAACCCAACUGGACCAGUUGAAAACGGAGGGGAGCAACUGGAGCCAGUCACAAACUCCUCAUGGCAGCCCUGUCGCUUCUGUUGGCUUAGCACCUGCAAAGUCGGCCAACGAGACUUCAACUAGUCGUCCUUAUUUGAACCUAGGCACCAACCCAAACUCUACACCUCUUCCCCCUAUCUCGCAGGGUUACGACUUUCCUCAUAUUGCAGGCUCCUCGACUACUAAUCUUCGUGACCUUGACACCACUCCCCACACAGCUACGCAACCGUCUUUAGGACGAGAUACCGGUCCCCCACCGACUAGUCACCCCCGUAACGAGCCUUACCAGGAGCGUAGCGGCGCAAGUCUGCAACCUAACAUGGGGCUUCCCGAGGCAGCAUCGUCUAAUAUUGCUAGUGGCAUGGGUAGCAAUGACCCUCACGUCAUAGCCGAACUGAGCACCAUCUUCCAAAACAUACAGAAGGUCUUAGACAUUCGCCAUAAGUAUAUCCGCUUGUCCUUGCAGAGAGACGGUGAUAAUCCCAAGGACGACCCGAGUUGGGAUAUUUACCCUCCUCCACCGGAGCCAGCCUGGGCUGAAGCUUUUAUAAAUCAGGACAGCCAUGGCAUGAAUACGGGAAAUAAUAGCAUGAGCAACAGCACUGUUCUAUCUGCCCAACCUGGUGCUCAGCGGCCUGAUGAACCCAGACCUGCAACCGCAGACACCCGACCUAAACGGAUAUCGAGGAAGCGCAAGCCGGGCCAUGAUAUCGGCGAGGACUUUGAAAUGGCAGACCUCCUACCUCUCCCUCAAGGGAGCGAAUUUAUCUUUCGUCUAGAUGACAAUGGUGUUUACCAAGUCUUCGAGAACGAGGCCGCGGGUGAAGCUAACACACCGGUGGUGGGAGUGCCUACAAUUAAAGAUUUCUACAUGGAUCUAGAAGAACUCUUGGCCAUAUCAUCUGAUGGCCCAAGCAAGAGUUUCGCCUUUCGGCGGCUGCAGUAUUUGGAGGGCAAAUUUAACCUUUACGUGCUCCUAAACGAGUAUCAGGAAACCGCAGAUACCAAGAAGGUGCCUCAUCGAGAUUUCUACAACGUAAGAAAGGUUGACACGCAUGUCCAUCAUUCGGCUUGUAUGAAUCAGAAGCACCUGUUGCGAUUCAUUAAAAGUAAGAUGAAGAAGUGCCCGGACGAAUACGUGCUCUUUAGGGAUGGUAAGAACCUCACACUAAAAGAAGUGUUCGAGAGUAUCAAUUUGACUGCAUAUGAUUUAAGCAUCGACACUCUAGAUAUGCAUGCCCACACUGAUUCAUUCCAUCGCUUCGAUAAGUUCAAUCUCAAGUAUAAUCCCAUCGGUGAAUCGCGGCUGCGAACUAUUUUCCUCAAGACGGAUAAUUUCAUCCAUGGCCGUUAUCUAGCAGAAAUCACCAAAGAAGUCAUUUCCGAUCUUGAGUCCAGCAAAUACCAGAUGGUAGAAUGGCGAAUCUCGAUAUAUGGCAGGUCUUUGGAUGAAUGGGACAAGCUUGCUGCAUGGGUUGUCGAUAACAAAUUAUUUUCGCAUAAUGUUCGUUGGCUCAUCCAAAUUCCACGGUUAUACGAUGUCUUUAAGGCCACCGGGUUGAUGGAGUCCUUCGACCAACUUGUAAAGAACGUCUUCCAGCCACUUUUCGAAGUGACCAAGAAUCCAGAGAGCCAUCCAAAGCUUCAUAUAUUCUUGCAGCGAGUUAUUGGAUUUGAUAGCGUGGAUGAUGAGAGCAAGGUUGAGCGGCGACUUUAUAGAAAAUUCCCCGUGCCAAAGGAGUGGAACUCUAAACAGAACCCGCCAUAUAGCUAUUGGAUUUACUACCUCUUCGCAAACAUGACCUCGCUCAACUUUUGGCGUCGCCAACGUGGCUUCAAUACGUUCCUACUCCGGCCUCAUUGUGGAGAGGCAGGUGAUAGCGAACAUCUGGCUGUUGCCGUACUGUGCAGUCAUAGCAUCAGCCACGGGUUGCUGCUGAGAAAGGUUCCCUUGUUGCAGUACAUUUUCUAUCUUGAGCAGAUAGGUAUCGCCAUGUCGCCGCUGAGCAACAAUGCGCUUUUCUUAGCCUAUGAGAGGAACCCGUUCCAUCAGUACUUCAGACGUGGACUGAACGUAUCUCUCUCUACAGACGACCCGCUUCAAUUCGCAUUCACAAAAGAGCCACUGAUGGAGGAGUACGCUGUUGCAGCACAGAUUUAUAAAUUGAGCCCAGUAGAUAUGUGUGAGCUCGCUAAAAAUUCAGUGAAGCAAAGUGGUUACGAGUAUUCCAUCAAACAACAGUGGCUAGGAGAAAGGUUUAACCUACCUGGCAAAGAUGGGAAUAGUAUGGUCAAGACUAACAUACCAGAUCGAAGAGAAGAAUUUAGGUAUCAUACGUGGGUUGAAGAGCAUCGCUUGAUAUCGAGCUAUACUUCUGCGAACGAGCUGGACGAAGUGCUUGAGCACCAUCCGACAAUUACUUCAAGUCAAAACCCAACAUCGCCAACGUCGUCCGUUAUGGCAAAUUUGGACUCCAGCUCUCACGUCUUGCUUAACACUGGGAGCCUGCCACGCGUAGGAUCACAAGCCGACCUUGAUACCCAUACGAACGGGUCAUUCCCAGCCUCUGGGUCUGGGCUUGGCCUAUCGCAAUGGGAACCCUGGCCGUCAGAGGGACUUCGCGAAACGCACCUUUCUGUGCAUGAGCCUCGGUACAUUCCGGGUAUGAUGGCGAGAGCGUCAAGGCAUGGCAGCAUGCACCGUAGUUCGAUGCAUGAAAGUGACGAUGCGGGUUCUGUUCGCAAUAUUUCUAAGAAAUCUAACGGGAAGGAGGGCCAGAGCCAAUAGGUCAAGAUUGAACAUAAGUCUAGCUUGGCUAGUACCUAGUAUAAUCCUUGUCGGCUGUUGUGAAUAGCUGAUCUGGGAACAGAAAUUUGGUUAAGAGCAUCUUGGCGCUAGGUCGGUUUUGCUAAUUGUUAAAUUCGCUAUGGAGUACAAUUAAGGUGGUUUAUGGUUUAUGUUGAUGAAGCAAUCUUGGGAGCUAAGUAUUAUGUGCUAUUAUGUCAUAGGUACGCGUAUACCUACCUCUAAGGUAAUAUGCAUCUUGGAUUCUGCAUAACCGGUACAACUAUAAAUUAGAUAAGCUCCCCUUUCUGUCGUAGGUAGUAGGUAGAUUACAUGCAUAGAUACCAAUAGGUAAAACACGCGUAAUUAUCAUAUGUAAUUAAUGGAUUUUAGAG
This is a messenger RNA of Daldinia caldariorum, 3906 nucleotides long. RefSeq names its product AMP deaminase. Gene Ontology annotation, cellular component: cytosol. Gene Ontology annotation, biological process: IMP salvage; AMP metabolic process. NCBI's taxonomy places the organism in Eukaryota, Fungi, Ascomycota, Sordariomycetes, Xylariales, Hypoxylaceae. The transcript has 5 exons. Gene Ontology annotation, molecular function: AMP deaminase activity. The record is from RefSeq and is a predicted model, not a curated record. The coding region runs from base 374 to 3514 and encodes 1046 amino acids.